GUCAUCUCUCCAAGAAACAGGAAUUCGAAUCGCAAAUUGAAAAGCAACACAGUGUAUUUGAUGAAAUGACCUCAACCCAGAAUACUUGGGUUAAAUCAGAAUACUUCGGCAAGAGUUGGAAUACUUGGGUAGUCCAGACCACUUCGUUCGCUUAACCAGUGUCCCGUACUAACUAGCAAACGCAUAUGAUUCGGACAGUGUGUAUUAUUUAGAUAACGCAUAUUUCAAUAUGAUCAGUGCUAUGUUCACUUAUCAGCUUUAGAUUCAGUGACAAAUAUGAAAUCGGUAGGUAUAUAGUUCAAGUCGAGUACUCCAUACGAGGACGCCUGUGUGUAUGUAAUAGACAAACAUACCGAGUAGUGCUUUAAAAUCAAAGUGGACUUACAGACCUUUUAAGAGUUUAAAACACCGAACACGGAGUUAUGUGAAACGUAAGCGUGAUGUCAGACGUGUGAAGUGACGGCAACCGUUAAAGCAUGGACGUGGACGACGCCAUAUCCCGGCUUGGACGUUAUAGUAAAUGGCAGCUCUUGAAGUAUAAUUUAUUAAGUUUUGGUUUUAACUUAUCUGGAUCAUGGCAAAUGGUUGUCAUCAUAUUUGCAGGGAUGGAGCCAUCCCACCAUUGCAAAGUGCCAGACAACUCGACAAUAAAUGAAACAAUCCCCAUGGAAACAGACGAUGACGGAGUAUCUUCACUGUCCAAGUGUAGCAUGUACUUCAAUGGCACUAAUGAGACGACGAGUUGCAGUAAUGGCUGGGAAUACAGUAUGGAAUAUGGACCUACAAUAAUAACAGAGUGGGACUUAGUCUGUGAAAGGAAUUAUUAUUCGGAGUUGUCUCAGUCGGUCUUCAGUGGCGGUGUGAUGGUCGGCGCUGUCCUUUUUACGUGGUUAGCCGACACAUUUGGAAGAAAACCAAUCCAUCUCUUCUGCCAGUAUGUGAUGGUCGUACUUGGUGUUAUUAUAGCAUUCUCACCAGAUAUCACCACGUUUAUUGUAUUGCGCUUCUUCAUAGGCGCUCUGCGAGAGGGAUCAGGACUGGUAGCUAUUGUGAUGUGCUGCGAACUAUUUCCUGCCUCGCAAAGAUCCAUCGCUGGGACCGCAUUACAACUCCACUGGUCACUCUGCUGGAUGCUCCUGGCAUUGGUCGCAUACUUUGUACGCACGUGGAGAUAUCUGCUCCUUAUUACGGGACUUUCGUGCUCCUUCACAAUAUUUUACAUCUGGUUUGUAGACGAGUCGAUUCCUUGGCUCGUUGCUAAUGGCAAACUGGAAAAGGCAGAGAGGAUUAUACAAAGUGCGGCAAAAUUCAAUAAGAUACAAUAUCCAAAAUAUGUUUUCACCAAAAGCGAUGCUACUUAUAAAGAGAAAAAUAAUGAAAAUGGCAUAAAGAAGCUGAUUUGUUACAGUAAAAAUGAUAGCAAAACAGUGGACAAAUCCAGUGUCAAAUCUUAUACAAUUCUGGAUAUACUCAAGUCAAAGACGCUUAUUUUUAACACGUUAAUAAUGUGUUUUCUGUGGUUCGUCAACAUAUUAGUAUACUAUGGCUUAUCACUACAAACAGGGUAUCUAGCCGGCAAUCUCUACCUCAAUUUCUUCCUCAGUGGGCUUGUCGAGGUUCCUGCAUAUUUAGCAGUCACGUUUUCUCUAAAUAGAUAUGGUAGGCGUUGGCCAGUAUGUAUCUUUCACAUCAUGGCUGGUCUAUUUCUCAUUGCUACCAUUCUUAUUCCGAAAAAAUCAGCAUCUGGUACGGACCUAUCUGCGUUGGUAACGACUUUCUCUAUGAUUGGCAAGUUUGCAAUCACAGCCUCAUUUGCAGCAGUUGUUCUCUUUAGUCCUGAGAUUUACCCUACCAACUUAAGAAAUUUUGGAUUUGGAAUGGGCUCCUUCGUUGGUCGAAUAGCGGGGAUUAUAGCUCCGUUUUCAGCCUACAUGGCAAAAACUGUUCCUUGGGUACCUGCAACAGUAUUUGGCGUUCUCUCUAUUGUGGUCGGGUUAAUGACACUGCUACUCCCGGAGACGCUGGGAAGACCACUACCUCAGACAAUAGAGGAGGUUGAGACGUGGACAAGGACUCUAUCGCCUGAAGAGGUGCUUAGAUGGAAAGAGACACAGGAGAGACAAAGGAACAUUCACCAUGUUGAAAGUUUUGUCGCCAAUGGCGACUUGGCCAUGGAACUUUCUACUCCGCUUAAAACCUGAUUCAUUUUUGUAUUGAUGGAACAAGGUGAUUCAGAAAGGGGAACAUAAAUCAAAAUUUACACGCACAUGCGUGUAAUGAGACCUGUGUAAUCUUUGGCGUCGGUUUGUCAAGACUGACGUUCAAAAGCAAAGGAAUCAAAGCAUGUACUUGUAGUACAGGGUUGGCCAGAAAACUCCUCAAUUUAUCUCACUUCAAGAACAAUUGUAAAAUUGAUUGAUGCAUAUCCUGUCAAGAUUUUACUAGUGAAAUCCAUGCAUUUUCAGUUAUAUCGAAAUAAAAAAUGGUGACGUUUUUGGCCCACCCUGUAUGUUACG
This is a messenger RNA of Owenia fusiformis, 2516 nucleotides long. The record is from the annotation of a GenBank genome assembly. Lineage: Eukaryota; Metazoa; Annelida; Polychaeta; Sabellida; Oweniidae.